This is a messenger RNA of Prunus armeniaca (apricot), 1641 nucleotides long. Lineage: Eukaryota; Viridiplantae; Streptophyta; Magnoliopsida; Rosales; Rosaceae. The record is from the annotation of a GenBank genome assembly.
AUGACGACGCACCCAAAUCUCAUUCUUGCCUUCCUCUUCUUCUUCUUGUUCCAUUUCCUCCUCAUCUCCCUGACCCACGCUGCCGGUGGCAAAUGGCUGCUCUUGCAACAGAAUAUCGGCAUUUCCGCCAUGCACAUGCAACUCCUCCACAACGACCGCGUCGUCCUCUUUGACCGCACCGACUUCGGCAAAUCUAACUUGUCCCUGCCCGAAGGCCAGUGCCGCAAUGACCCCAACGACACCGUCCUCAAAGUCGACUGCACCGCCCACUCAGCCGAAUACGACGUCCCCACCAACUCCUUCCGCCCUCUCAUGGUCCAGACCGACGUCUGGUGCUCCUCCGGAUCCGUAGCACAAGACGGUAGCUUGAUCCAGACCGGCGGCUUCAACGACGGAGAGCGCCGCGUCAGGAUUUUCCAAUCCUGCACCGGCUGUGACUGGAAGGAGUACGACAACGGCUUAGCCGCUCGCCGUUGGUACGCCACCAAUCACAUUCUGCCAGAUGGACGGCAGAUCAUCAUCGGCGGCAGGCGGCAGUUCAACUACGAGUUUUAUCCCAAAAGCGAGUCGUCUAGCAAUGUCCACAGUUUGCCGUUCCUCGUGCAGACUAACGACCCCAAAGUCGAAAACAAUCUUUACCCUUUCGUUUUUCUCAACGUGGAUGGCAACUUAUUUAUUUUCGCCAACAAUCGAGCUAUUCUGUUCGACUACGUGAAGAACGUCGUCGUUAAAACUUACCCACAAAUACCUGGCGGCGAACCGAGGUCCUACCCGAGCACCGGGUCCGCAGUGUUGCUGCCAUUGAAAAACUUACAAGCUCAGUUUGUUGAGGCUGAGGUUUUGGUCUGCGGUGGGGCUCCGAAAGGAUCUUAUGCCAAGGCUGUCAAUGGGAAUUUCGUGGAAGCUUUAAAGACAUGCGGUCGGAUCAAAAUAACCGACCCGAAUCCUCAGUGGGUAGUGGAGACCAUGCCUCAAGCUAGAGUCAUGGGAGACAUGACAUUGCUUCCGGACGGCACCGUUUUAAUCAUCAACGGGGCAGCGGUUGGGACUGCAGGAUGGGAAUUCGGGCGGAACCCGGUUUUGAACCCGGUUAUUUACCAACCCGACAAAGCAGUCGGGUCAAGAUUCGAGCAGCAAAACCCCACAACCAUACCGCGGAUGUACCAUUCCGCAGCGGUGUUAUUACGCGAUGGCAGAGUGUUGGUUGGGGGCAGCAAUCCUCACAUUUAUUACGAAUUUACCAACGUGCUUUUCCCAACGGAAUUAAGAUUAGAAUCAUUUAAUCCUGAUUAUCUGGAUGCUAUGUACGUUAAUUUGCGUCCCAAAAUCAUUGCACCCCAGUCUCAAGCUAAGAUUAAUUACCGACAAAAGCUAGCCGUUCGAUUUUCUUUGGCGGGAACGGUGGGGCCGAAUUUGGUGUCGGUGACGAUGGUGGCGCCAUCGUUUACGACACAUUCGUUCUCGAUGAACCAGAGGCUGCUUGUACUUGCAGCAGAGAGCGUGACAAAUGUGGCCAAAUCCACGUAUCAAGUUCAGGUGACGACGCCGGGCUCAGGUAAUCUUGCGCCUUCCGGAUAUUAUAUUUUGUAUGUGGUUCAUCAGCAAAUUCCAAGUGAGGGUAUUUGGGUACAAAUCCUGUGA